UCCCCUGCUGAUCUGCAUCCACACAGAAACCACUUCCGGUGUGAUACACACUGCAUGAGUUCACCGUGGAUCAUGCUUGGUUGUUAGUCUGUGUUUUCCUUUUUAUUUUAAGAAACGUUUAUUACAAUGGUUUUCUAUUUUACUAGCGAAGUUGUAACCCCACCUUAUACCAUCUAUAUGGGAAAGGACAAAUAUGAAAAUGAAGACCUUAUAAAAUACGGGUGGCCAGAAGAUAUCUGGUUUCAUGUGGAUAAACUGUCCUCAGCCCAUGUGUAUCUCAGACUACCUAAGGGGCAGACAAUAGAUGGUAUUCCAAAAGAAGUGCUGAUUGACUGUGCACAGCUAGUGAAAAACAAUAGUAUUCAAGGCUGCAAAAUGAACAACAUCAAUGUGGUAUAUACACCAUGGACCAACCUAAAGAAAACUGGGGGCAUGGACGUAGGGCAGAUAGGAUUCCAUCGGCAGAAAGAGGUAAGGCUUGUUGCAGUAGAAAAGAAAAUUAAUGAAAUUGUAAAUAGGUUGGAAAAAACAAAAGAAGAGCGCUUCCCUGACCUGGCAGCUGAAAAAGAAUCCAGAGACAGAGAAGAGAGGACUGAAAAAAAAACACAAAUCCAGGAAAUCAAACGAAAUGAAAGAGAAGAAAUGAAGAAGAAAAAAGAGUUAGAUGACCUGAAGAGUUAUUCAUCUCUUAUGAAGUCAGACAAGAUGACCACAAAUGAGGACGGAAAUGACUCUGAUGACUUCAUGUAAAAAAAGAAGCUAUCUUUGAAUAUAAGCAUUUGGAUUUGCAAGACUCAUUGGAUUGGAUGCCAAAAACUAUUCUUUAUAAAAGACCACUUUUUUCUUGGCCAUAUUAAGCUUAGAAAUGACUUACUGAAGAUUCUUUAUGCACAUUUGAGGAUGAAGUCUGGCCUUUGAUAACACACUUACUCAUUGCUUCAAGAAAAGUUGCAUGAAAGCAGUUUGAUUGCUGUUGCACAGUUGUAUCUAGAGCAAACCAAAACAGCAUUGUAAUUUUGUAAUUUUUUAUUUAAAGAGAAACAUAUUUGUAAUAUGAA
This is a messenger RNA of Acipenser ruthenus (sterlet), 1058 nucleotides long. Its product is annotated as coiled-coil domain-containing protein 25. The record is from RefSeq and is a predicted model, not a curated record. The coding region runs from base 127 to 750 and encodes 207 amino acids. The transcript has 9 exons. Lineage: Eukaryota; Metazoa; Chordata; Actinopteri; Acipenseriformes; Acipenseridae.